Messenger RNA from Caenorhabditis auriculariae, 2252 nucleotides. Lineage: Eukaryota; Metazoa; Nematoda; Chromadorea; Rhabditida; Rhabditidae. The record is from the annotation of a GenBank genome assembly.
AUGGGGAGCUCGAAUUUGAGUGACCCGCAAACCGAUGGUACGAUCCUUGCGACUGCGUCUUACGACCAGACGAUUCGAGUCUGGGACGUAUCCAAGACGGUUCAUUCUGGCUCCAUCUCCCACUCUGAGGGCCAGGUCUCUCCAAUUUUCCCCUCUACCUGUCUUAUCUCUCAGAUAUCAUGGUACCCCAUCUACAGGUGAAUUCCAUGAGCCUCACCUCAAACGCACGACAACUGGCCGUGGGCUCCUGGCAAAAGAUUCGCGUGUACGAUCUCGGGGCAGGCCUUCCGAAGGACCCCAUCGCCACCUUCGACAACUUGUUCAAAAACGUCACUUCCAUCGGUUUCGAAGUAUGUCUCUUUGGUUUGUAUUCUGCAAAAAUCGAAUCUUAUCUUUUUCUUCUUGCUAGGCUGUGAUUCAACCAAAGAAAAAGGGACUUUUAACAAAAAUGGGGCCUUUUUUUAAUUUUCAUAGUCAAAGAAAACCAUAAUGGUGGAUAGGCCAAAAUCAGGCUUCGAGUUCGUUUGUAACUGUGAUUUUUGCGGGUGGUUCCUUUCUCUGGUCUAUUCAAAAAUUUUGGUCAAUUUUGAGGAAAACAACAUUUUUUUUAAAGCUUUCUCAAGCUACAAAAUUUUUUAUCCCUGAAAUCAUAGGGUAAGUUUUAUAAGCACUGAAAAAAAGUAUAAAAAAAGAGCAAAUUUAAUUUUUUUGAAAAAAAUAAAUCUUAAACUCCGUUCUAUACACCUUGCCAACAUCCUUUUUUUACAUUUGAAAUAAAAAAAUCUAUUUGGAAUAAUUUUUUUACUUUUUUUCCGUACAAAAAAAUUUUUGGAGAAAAGGCCUUUUUUUCUUGACCUUUUUUUCUGAAAGGUCCUUUCAAGAAAGAAUGAAAGAAUGAGGCGGAAAAAAUAAGGUUCCAAGAAAAUUUUGACACUUUUUUCAAAAAUUAGCUUUAGACUCUUCUUUUUAAGGACUUUUUGAGGUCGUUUAGACUUUGUCUGUGUAGUUCUCACGCGAUUUUCUAUCUCAAGAAAAUAUUUUUCUUAUGAAAUGAUAUAUUUUUUUUUUCUGAACAGAUGCACGGACGGUGGAUGUUCGCCGGCGGCGACGAUAUGUUCUGCCGAGUCUUCGAAAUGCGCGGCAAUCAGUUGAUUUGCCAGAGAAUCUUUGACGUUUGCUCCCGCCAAAAGCCAUUCAGCACACUUUCCUGUUUCAGAAAUCGCAAUCAUCCAUCACAAGUAUUGAAAUCGCCACCAACCAGGUCGACUUGUUCAUCGCCAACGCUUCUGGAGACGUUUCAAAACAUUCUUGUGUCGAAAGUCGAUGCCCAAACGUUUAGGUAUUCCGCUGGGAUUUGCGGCGCGACGACUACGAAAGACUUCCCGUUCCUGUGAUGGGAACGCAGGAAUGCAUUCAGAAGCUCUCUGUUCAUCCGUCUGGCCAGAAAAUGGCUGGCAUGACUAACAAAGGCAUCUCUCACCGAUCGCCCCUCGUUUCAAGUUUCGGUUCAGGCAGACUCGUCCAUUGGGAUUUGAAAACGCAGAGUUUGCAUGAUCGGCCCCUUGAGUGUUCUGCCGCGCUGAACGGCGAUCCGAUCAGCUUCCUGAACAAUUACGGCCUGAGUUGUCGGUUUGUGAAAUGAACGGGACGAACCCGACAUGCUGCUGCAGCUAUUCGCCAAACGGGGAGCACAUCGCCCUUUGCGGAUCCGACACGGAGGCGGUCGCUUUGCACGCCGACGACUUCUCCCGCCGCACACCCCUCAACUUCGGAAGUGUUUGGAACUGGGACUGCGCGUUUUCUUGCGACAGCAGGUACGCAAGAAAGUUUCUGGGCGAAGUCGGAAAGGGUGGAAAAAGUCUCCGUAGUAAUGCUCCCUUUUUGCUGCUUCUUCGCCUUUUCAUCGGCUCUUAUGGAAGGCUCGAAAUAGUCUGUUCAGAUUUCUAAUGUCAAGUCCUCGCUCAAGCUCCGCCCCCAAUGGCGCGAUAAACCAAUCAGAGAGCGAGCCAUCCACAGAGCGUUUUCGAAUGACGUCAUUCUACUUGACAUUCAAAAUCUGAACGGACUGUAAAAGGAUUAUUUUUGCUGCCUUUCUGCAGCCUCUUCGGAUAAUAGGAAUUUGCAGACACAUGUUUUCUGCCGGCGGGGACUUCAAACUGCGCAUCUGGGACACGACGACGUGGGAGCGCGUCGCCGAGAUCGACGGCCACACGAAACCCGUCACGGCUCUCUGCUCCAACGCUCGCUAUUAA